AUGCUUGGAAUAGGACUUGCGGGAUACGAUGGGUGGGCAGGAGAACCAGACUACCAUUGGCCUCCUGUUCAGGCCGGGGUGAGUCAAAACAUCAACUUUGCCUUUACCCACUUCCUUCCGGAGAAUGGACCAGGUCCUGAAACACAUUACAACUUCCAAAUCACAACGCCUGCUCUGCAGUCCCGGGGUACAAUAGCAGGACUCGCAGGAUUUAAUCGAGCGUACGACCUCGACCUCAACACGCCCGCUCAGCAGGCUCUAGGAAGCAUAAGGAGUCCAGGUGGUCUGUUAGAUGAAGAUCUCGAUCGCACUUUCUCUCGUCUAUUUUCGUUAAGGGACAUGGAGCGACUCGCCGACUUUGAAAUCCAGUUCACCCCGAAUCUGCUCAACCACCUCUAUGUGGAAAAGUUCAAGGGGGAAAGGUUUAGCUGGAGGAGCUUGAAAUUCAGCUGGAAGAAAUUUCGACCGGUUGUUUUCAUCUUUCAAUAUGCCACGCUGUUGGAUCAGUUACGCACCAACGAUCUCCGAAACCAUCGUGAACUCGUCGAGGAGACAUUAAGCACCCUGGGCCUCCUUAUUCCACAGGAUGAACACUCUCAAGAAUGGUUCACAGAACGGACGCCAGACGGCAAGGUCUCGCCGAGUUCGCGAUUUCCGUUACUGGAGGACCCGUCUUCUCAUUCUCGAGAGGGAGUUCGACAACACCUCGCCACAGACCCCCGUCUGGAUGGUGGCACGACCGACGCCGCGGACGCGAUUGGGCGACCUUCUGGUGCGCUGUGGCCGCCACCAUUUUCGCCCUUGUCGCUCUCAUCGUGGCUGUAG
Messenger RNA from Exophiala spinifera, 825 nucleotides. RefSeq lists its product as uncharacterized. The transcript has 3 exons. Lineage: Eukaryota; Fungi; Ascomycota; Eurotiomycetes; Chaetothyriales; Herpotrichiellaceae. The record is from RefSeq and is a predicted model, not a curated record. Bases 1 to 825 code for a protein of 274 amino acids.